AUGUACGUGAUAUGCAGCCCCAGACCCCCCAAGCCUUUCAUCCCUUCCUUCGAUCAAUUACGGAUAUCGGCGCGCUCGAAGGACAACGCGAUAGAACAUUUGUUACGCCCCAAGCGUUCUCCGUUACCUACUUCCUUGCCGCCCGAGGAUGAGGCGCAGGUCGAGGCGUUCCUCUCCGACCAAGCCUUCCGUGUUAAAUGCGGCCGGGAGACUGUGGUACACAAGGAUCUACAAAGGUUGAGACCGUGUCAGUGGCUAAAUGAUGAGAUCAUCAAUUUCUACGGAGCCUUGAUUAUGGCCCGUUGGGAGGCAGAGAAGAAGAACCGCGUUGCUGAGAAGGAAAACAGGAAGAAAUCUAGCAGGCCUGGACACCAGCUGCUGGACGUGCAUUACUUCAGUACAUUCUUCUGGACUAAGCUGGUCGAUCAAGGCUAUGAGAUGGGCAGGCUGGCGAAAUGGACGAAAAUGUUCGAUAUCUUCGCAAAAGACGUAGUCGUGAUGGCUGUCAACCACAGUAAUUCACACUGGACUGCUGCGGCUAUCAACUUCCGAAAGAAGCGUUUCGAAUCGUACGACAGCAUGGGUUUCAGUCGGGAGGCGGUCUUCAGGUAUCUUCGAGUUUUUAUCGAUACAGAACACAGACUCCGGAAGAAGCAACCUUUCGAUUUCACCGGCUGGGAGGAUUAUACGCUAUCGUCAACACCCCAGCAGGAGAACGGAUACGACUGCGGCGUGUUCACCUGCCAAUUUAUGGAAUCACUCUCCAGAGGCGAAGAAUCGUUCAACUUCACACAAAGUAACAUGCCCUACCUCCGGAAACGCAUGAUCUGGGAGAUUGGCAACACAAAGUUAAGGGACGACUGA
Molecule: messenger RNA, 864 nt
Organism: Gloeophyllum trabeum ATCC 11539
Lineage: Eukaryota; Fungi; Basidiomycota; Agaricomycetes; Gloeophyllales; Gloeophyllaceae
Product: cysteine proteinase
Exons: 4
Coding region: 1-864 (287 amino acids)
Biological process (GO): protein desumoylation
Cellular component (GO): nucleus
Molecular function (GO): deSUMOylase activity
Source: RefSeq, a predicted model, not a curated record